Gongylonema pulchrum is the source of this 763-nucleotide messenger RNA. The record is from the annotation of a GenBank genome assembly. Lineage: Eukaryota; Metazoa; Nematoda; Chromadorea; Rhabditida; Gongylonematidae.
UUCUCGUUUUUUUUAGCUCCAACAUUCUAUCUAGCUCACGGCAUUGGUUACCAUGUUUGGAUGCACCGGAUCAGCUGUGCCUGUGGCGGAUUCAAGCAACUGUUGACCUCUCUUGUAUGGCGGAUACAGAAUAUACUGAAUGUAUGCAAAAGAAGACAUUCUAUUAUCACCUGCUUAUCCCGACAUCAGCAGUCAAUAUCGGUUUUGCAAUCGGUCAUUUUACACCAAUUAUUACAAGUUUCUCACUUCCGAUGCUUGAUCCUGUUGUAAAGCAUACCACUUCAACAAUUGAUCGUGUUUUCGAAUAUUUCGAAGAGCUACUUUCCUGCCGAUUUCCAUUCUCAUCCUACAAACAAGUCUUCGUUUAUCAGACUCCGGAUGAAAUAACCGCAUAUUCUGGACUAUCCAUAAUUUCACUUACUGUACUGUACCAUAAAAAAAUUUUGGAUGUUGUACAGAUGACGCGCCGAUGUCUUGCUUUUGCAAUUGCCCAACAGUUUUUUGGUUGCUUUGUUACCUCAACAUGUUGGUUGGAUGCGUGGUUGGUCUCAUCGCUUGCAAGGUUCAUCACAGGAAUGUAUGUUGAACGAUUUUUUGGCACUAGUGAAAGCCUUUAUCUGGUACCAUUCUUUGAUACGAAGAAAAUGUUGAACAGUGUCUGUGAAUAUGAAACACGUUGGGGAAAGAUCAUUUUGCGACCAUCAAACGCUGACUAUGAGCUUCACGAUAUUUAUUUCAUUAUUAUGUACUGGUCGAGAUAGAU